CUCAAGCUAUGCUAAAUUAACCAAGACAUGAUUUAACAAAUCUCAAUGAUUCGAGAAAAAAAUUUUUUAAUAGUAAAAUAAUGUUUAAAGUAAAUUAUGAUGGAUUUGAAUCACUUUUGUGUAGUAUAAAUAAUGACCCGUUAGAACUUUGGUCAAAAUACAUCUCAUUAGAUGGAAGUAUUAAAAGAGUUAAGGAUCAGUUAUUAAAUGGCGAUGGAGUAAUUGAAAUUAUAGGAAAAACUGCAAGGAGUAAUAGUGUAGAUUGUAUACCUACUACACUGACUUGUCCAGCUGAUUCAAAGGAUUUUCUUCGUUCAAAACUUCCGAUUCUGGUUUUAGUGCUCAAGAAUCUCAGACUUGAAGGCAAACUUGAAUUCCAGUUUCUUGAUCAACAAGAUUAUCGUCGCAAAUUUGUUCUAAUAACCAACUCAACUCGCGAGAAGAUUCCAAAAGUUACUCCGAGCUCAGUUUUUCUACCUUUCAUUCUUGAAGAUGAUUGGAAUUUGCUUGAGCUCAAUUUACAAAAUCUUUCCAAAGAUUUUUUUGGAACUGAUUAUAAGUUUCUUCAACGUAUAACAUUACACCCAAACUUCAGAUUUCGAAGAAUUUAUUUACAAGAUCGUCACUAUGAGCGCGAUGAAAUUAUACAAAAUAUUCAGCAAGCAUUAACUGAUGUGUAUAAUUUGAAAAAAUCUUUAACAUUCACAGAUAAAAAUUGCCAAACUCAAUCAAUAUUUUUACACUCAAUUCCAGUAAUUACAAUGAAAAAA
This is a messenger RNA of Chelonus insularis, 770 nucleotides long. RefSeq names its product cilia- and flagella-associated protein 20-like. Gene Ontology annotation, cellular component: ciliary basal body; motile cilium. Gene Ontology annotation, biological process: positive regulation of cell motility; regulation of cilium beat frequency involved in ciliary motility; cilium assembly. The record is from RefSeq and is a predicted model, not a curated record. The transcript has 2 exons. Lineage: Eukaryota; Metazoa; Arthropoda; Insecta; Hymenoptera; Braconidae. The annotation marks the transcript as partial.